Pelobates cultripes (western spadefoot toad) is the source of this 633-nucleotide messenger RNA. The record is from the annotation of a GenBank genome assembly. Lineage: Eukaryota; Metazoa; Chordata; Amphibia; Anura; Pelobatidae.
AUGGCCGACGGAGCAGGGAAACACGAUGCAGCAACCUGGGAAACCAACUUUAACGCUGAAUUCGAUAGGAUAUGUGCAGCGUUCUGGCGCCAGAUUGCAGCCCGCGCAGAGCAGACGCAACCGCAUACCACCCCUACCUUGCAGCUGCAGACAGCAACCAUCCCUUCUUCUGAGCGGGGCACUCAUCUGGAGGCACCUCUCCUAAGCCAGCCAAACACCCGGGGAGACAUCCGCAAAUGGGAAAAACCCGGGGCCCAAGACCCUCGAAAAGGGACAGAUGGCAGGACGGCACGAGUGCCCCAUAAGGCUUCAGGCUGAAGGCGUGUAGCACGCAGACACCGCGGGGCCGGGUACAGCUGGAAAAGACCAACACCCAGGUCAGCCAAAAUAUCCUCUGCCACGGAAGGACUGUCUGGCGAAGCACCGCUGACCCAUACUCACACACGGGUCAGACAGAGCCCCCCACGCGACCGGAUGACCAGACCUCCCGGGGCCUCCACGCUUUCCCACCCUGCGGAGUGGGUUGAAAACAAGCAUCCAUGCUCGAGCCCAGAUCCACACGGAACCACAUACAGCCCCAAACAACCAACCCGGAACUGGAGGUUUUCCUCGCAAUAUGACUCCAUAACAUAG